CUAAUCUUGUUCAACAACGAAAUGUUGGUUCUCAUCUUCCAACAAUUAAUGAUGUGAAUGAAGAUGAAGAUGAAAAUACAACUACUAUAAAUCGUCCUCUAUCUGUUUUAUCUCGUAUUAGUUCAUUACCGACUCGUUUAUUUUUAUUUCAACGAAAUAAUAGUAUUUCUGGUGCUCCAACUGAGAAAAUUUAA
Molecule: messenger RNA, 194 nt
Organism: Rotaria sp. Silwood2
Lineage: Eukaryota; Metazoa; Rotifera; Eurotatoria; Philodinida; Philodinidae
Source: the annotation of a GenBank genome assembly